AUGGGAAAUCAGCAAGUUUUCGUAAACUAUGAUUCUGACCUUGCUUUUAUACAAGACUUAAAUGAAUAAUUAUUGGAUAAAGGAACUUAGAUUCACCCAUCUCUGGGACCAAUAAAAUUAUGGUAAAUGAAAAAAGACCCAUAACAUUAGUUAUUUUCUCUCGUUAUUUAAACAUCAAAAUUGGAUGCAUAAUUAUUAUAAGUCCAUUAAUAGAGAUGUAAAAUGUAACAUCCAAAUUUAUUAAAAUAUUAUGCCUGUUCUAAGUCAAUAUAAUUGGGGGGUGUAGAGAAAUAAUAAUAUUUUUUCGAGUAUUCGCCAAAAACAUUAAAAUAAAUUACAAUUCAAGCUCCAUUAAAAGAAGAGUAAAUCUGGGCUUUUGUUGAAUAAAUCGUAGAUGUAAUGCAAUAUAUUCAGAGUUUGAAUAAAUUCCAUGGAAAUCUAACAUCAGAAGCAAUUUUUAUUGAUAAGUAGUAAAAUGCCAAACUGUUAGACAACUUAGGCUAAAAACGGUAAAAUAAAGAUUCAAUUUCUGAAGAUAUUUUUUAAUUGGGGCUAUUAUGUUUAGAAAUGAUGACUCAAAGAUCAAGCUAAUUAAGCUUUAGCAGUGCUCUAAAACAACUAAUGGGUAAAUACAGUUUACAGUUACUACAACUAACAAGCAAAUUAUUACAUAAAGAUGCUGAAAUGGGUUUGGAUUUUGUUGAAUUAAAGAAUAUAUUAAAAAAUAGAUUUUAAAUUCCUAUUACAAUAAAAUAGGCUAAAAUUAUCAAAACUGAAUAAGGUUACUAAUCUUGUUCUAGUGUCUAAAUAUUCGAUAAAGAAGAAAUAAACAGGAUUAAACAUCAAAAACCUUAAAAUUAAAAUUAACAUUAAGCAGAGAUCAUAAACACUAUAAAGUAUAAUUAAAACCAGAACCAAAUCCAAAUCUAAUAAAUUAAUGGAAAUUAUUUAUAAUAAUUCAAAUAAUUACACGUUCUUCCAUAAAAAUAAUAAAUUGAUCCAGAUUUCAGCAAAAAGAAUUCAAUUCAAUAAGUUUAGUUUAAUUCUUAGAAGAAUUAAUAGUAAGCAAACCAAAAUAUACAAUUACAUAGAAGCCAACCUCAAAUUAUAUAUCAUAAAUAAACAGCUUCAUUAUAAUUGUAAAACUCCCAUGUUACUAGUAGAAAUCCUUCCCCAAUGGAUAGAAUACAAUUUUCAAAAGUAAAAUAACCACAAUAACCAUAAAAUAAUCAUUUUAAUAUGAAAUAAGCACUAGAAAUAUUAGAUAAGAUAUACAAAAAUUAAAACAAUUCAUAGUAAAAAUAAUCAUAGAAAUUGGAUAUGCGUUCCUCUAUUGAUUCGAGUCAUAGCACAUAAUUUUAUUUAUCAUAGAAUAAAAGAUAAUAAACAUUAUCACACAGCUCUCAUUCUGUAAUCUAAACACCUUGCCAUAGAUUUCAAAGCUUAUAAGCACGUUCCUUCCAAAGUAUUCAUAAAAAGUAAGAAAUUUGA
This is a messenger RNA of Paramecium tetraurelia, 1491 nucleotides long. RefSeq lists its product as uncharacterized. Gene Ontology annotation, biological process: protein phosphorylation. Gene Ontology annotation, molecular function: ATP binding; protein kinase activity. The transcript has 5 exons. The record is from RefSeq and is a predicted model, not a curated record. Lineage: Eukaryota; Ciliophora; Oligohymenophorea; Peniculida; Parameciidae.